Trachemys scripta elegans is the source of this 3728-nucleotide messenger RNA. RefSeq names its product zinc finger protein OZF-like. Lineage: Eukaryota; Metazoa; Chordata; Testudines; Emydidae. Gene Ontology annotation, molecular function: DNA-binding transcription repressor activity, RNA polymerase II-specific. The record is from RefSeq and is a predicted model, not a curated record. The transcript has 3 exons. Bases 63 to 1655 code for a protein of 530 amino acids. Gene Ontology annotation, biological process: negative regulation of transcription by RNA polymerase II.
AUUUCACCCAGGGGCAGGGGGUUCUGCUGGAUCCCGCUCAGAGAGCCCUCUACAGGGACGUCAUGCAGGAGAACUACGAGACGGUGACUUUGCUGGGAUUUGCCAUUCCCAAACCGAAGCUCAUCGCCUGGCUGGAACGAGGGGAAGAGCCAUGGGUGCCCGAUCUCCAGGCCUGCAAGGAAAGAAAGCUUCCGAGAUGCACCCGCACAGGUGCUGAGCGAGGGAGUGAGAACGAGGAGGGGAAUCAUCAUGAGGAAGUUCCUGGUGAAGUGGAACCACACUGGACCUUUGUGGGAAGAGCUGAAGGGAAUUUUUCCCAGUGCUUGGAGCAGGCAGAAGCCUGGGGAAAUUGGCACAGGUCAGAGAGGCUUCUGGGACACCUCCCAGGGAAGAAAGUGGAUGAAUCUAUUAAUGGUGGAGGACGAGACGAAGACCCCAGAGCGCAGCAGACAAAUUCCAAGGAAGAUACACCCUGUCACUGCCUGCAGUGUGGGAAAGGAUUCAUUGUGAGAUUACAGCGUGUGACACAUCAGACAAUCCAUACUGGAAAGAAACACUUUCAAUGCUUGGACCGUGAGGAAAGCUUCAAUAAGCACUCAGAUCUUAAUAACCAUGGGAGAAGCCACACUGUAGAGAAGCCCAUUCAAUGCCUUGAGUGCAGGAAAUGUUUCAGGUCAAAAUCAGCACUAAAUUCACAUGAGAAAAGCCACACAGGAGAGAGACACCAUAAGUGCUUAGACUGUGGGAAAAGUUUCAAACGGAAGUCAGACCUUGCUAAACAUCAGUCAAUCCACACAGGAGAGAGAGCCCAUAAGUGCUUAGACUGUGGAAAAAGUUUCAGGCGGAAGUCAGACCUUGUUAAACAUCAGGCAAUCCACACAGGAGAGAGAUCCCAUAAGUGCUUGGACUGUGGGAAAAGUUUCACUUGGAGAUCAUCCCUUGUUAAUCAUCAGGCAAUCCACACAGGAGAGAGACCCCAUAAGUGCUUGGAUUGUGGGAAAAGUUUCACAUGGAGAACUGGCCUUGUUAAACAUCAGGAUAUCCACACAAGAGAGAGACCCCAUAAGUGCUUGGACUGUGGGAAAAGUUUCACACGGAGGUCAAACCUUGUUAAACAUCAGGUAAUCCACAGAGGAGAGAGACCCCAUAAGUGCUUUGACUGUGGGAAAAGUUUCAUACAGAGGUCACACCUUGUUAAACAUCAGGCAAUCCACACAGGAGAAAGACCCCACAAGUGCUUGGACUGUGGGAAAAGUUUCAUACAGAGGUCACACCUUGUUAAACAUCAGGCAAUCCACAGAGGAGAGAGACCCCAUAAGUGCUUGGACUGUGGGAAAAGUUUCAAAUGGAGAAUAGGCCUUGUUGAACAUCAGGCAAUCCACACAGGAGAAAGACCGCACAAGUGUUUGGACUGCGGUAAAAGUUUCAUACGGAGGUCAAAACUUGGUAAACAUCAGGCAAUCCAUACAGGAGAGAGACCCCACAAGUGCUUGGACUGUGGGAAAGGUUUCAUACAGAGGUCAGACCUUGUUAAUCAUCAGGCAAUCCAUACAGGAGAGAGACCCCAUAAGUGCUUCGAGUGUGGGAAAGGUUUCAUACGGAGGUCAGACCUCAUGAAACAUGGAAGAAGCCACACAAGAUGUAAACCUCUGUGAGACAUGGCAAAAAAGUGUUAAGCAACUUGCGUGUAAUUGACUCAGAUUCAACCUUUAGACAGAUAUUUUAAAAGUGUCCCCACCUUAUAUAAUCUAGAGUUUGAAAUGUAAACAUGUAUUGUUAAAGAUUUGGAAGAAGAGGGGUAAUUGUAGUGGUCUAUGUUUAGCUAUAUCUUGUUAGAGGUUAACAAUUUAUCCCAAGGGUUCCUGUAUUCUGUUAAUUCAGGGAUCAGUAAGUCAGAGAUUAUACCCGUUUCCCAUGCCACCUGCCCAAUUCUAGCUCAGUCUCAUUGAAUUCACUGGGGGUAGGGGCUGAAGGGUGGAGGGAAUGUUUAUAGCUGAAAUUACCAAAAUGUGUUUUACAAGGUUAAUGUCAAUGGGAUCUGUUCCGCUCUCCUGCUCGGACAUUUUCUCUGGGGAUCCCGGAGACGGAAAGGAGCAGGUGUUACCAGCUUGGCUACCAGUCCCCAUGGUGACUCUCUACACUAGCAAUUCUCAAACUGUGAGCAGAGCAUCCCAAGGGAGGCACAGGAAUAUGUCAAGGGUGGCGUGAUCAGUGUGGGUUGGUUGGUUUUUUUUAAAGAGCACUGGCUGUCGGCCCUGGGUGGCUGGGGCUCAUGAAGAAGGAACAGGCCUAGCCGGGAGGUGGGAAUAAAUGCUCAGGCUCUCAAACCCAGGUGGAGUAGCAGCACAGAAGGGUGGCAAUGGGGUGAUAAGUCUUUUCACGUGGCCACCCCAACUUCUGUGCUGCUAUUGGAGUCCUUCAGAGCUGGGCGCAUCACCAGCAACUACUCUGCCGUUAGAGCUAGGUGGCAAUAUAUGUGCUUGUGAGGGUGGGGGCAUAAAUGACCACAGACAAAUGGAAGGGGGGGGUGAUGAAACACAUUUGAGAGCCACUGGUCUACACUAUUAUGAUCACCACGUUUAGAAAAUGAUAAAUGUACAAAGUAUGUCUUGUGAGAUAUCAUAGAAAAAGUCAUCAUCUGCUGAAUAUUAUUGUCUGGUUAAAAUGUGUCUCUCGGGAGCGUCGCAGAGCUGAAUCCAGGGGCCCCCCUGCCAUGGCCGGGAGUGCCAUGGAACUGAAGCUGGCAGUUCCCCCCAUCCCCGAAGCCGGGAGCAGCGGGCAGUCAGGAGGCGGCGUGGCCCCCCCCAUCCCCAAAUCCCGGAGCAGUCGGGAGGCUUAAGCUGGGAGCUCCAACGCCCUGCCCCCUGAAGCUGUGAGUUGUACUGGGAGCCCCCCUGCCGCCUGCACCCUGAGCAUCCACCCCGCCCAUACACAGUCCUUAGCUACCCCCCUGCCCGCACCCGAAGCAGUUUUCAAACUUUUUGAACUGAGUCCCCCCCUUUGAAUUAUAUUUUUUGGUUGCAUCCCCCCACUACCCAGACAGGUGGGUGGCCUCCUGAGUGAGUCAGGGGGUGGAGGUGCCGUGCCCUCCCUGGACCUUGUUAUGUGGAACUGGCUUGAGCCCUGCCAGCCCUUGCCUUCCUCCCCCCCGCCCCAAAUAGAAGUAAAACUAUGCCUAUGCCCAAGGGUGUCCCGCUGGCCCAGAGCCUCACACUGUGCCGCCCCUCCCCCCCGCUUGGGCCCUGGUGUUUUUAUAGGAUGCAGAAGGGGGCGUCAGCAAGAAAAAGGUUGAGAACCCCUGACCUGAAGGACGGCUGGACGCUCACUUAUGCCACAGACUGACUGUCACCUGCCCCUCGGCUGAGGUGUGAGCUUCAAAGAGGAGAGUGGUAUAAAAACAUAAGCGAGAAUUGUCUCCAUUUUUACAUCUCCCCCAUCUUUACAGAAGGCAACAAGGUGGCUUUAAAGGCAACAAGGGCUUUGCACUGGGGAGGGCGGACCAAGGCUGGAAGGAAAUCCAUCCUGGGUACUAAGAACUGAACUGCCUGCAACAGCGGGUGGGGUCGGAAAUCCUGUUUGCUUCGCAUCUUCCUUAGCUUGGUAAAAUUUAAGAUUUAAAAUACAUGUUUUAAUUUUAUUUUUGUAACUAGUUCUGACCUUUUACAUCUUUCUCACUUGAAAACCCUGAAAACCCCCUUCCUCCAGUUAAUAAACUGGUUUUAGUGUUU